CGUAGCCCCACUCCCGAACGACCGCGGGAAAAUUCCAAACACGUCAAAUCAAGAAAGCCACCGUGAGGCCACGCCAGGUUUUCAAGCCGCAGAAGUCGGGCGGUGGCUUCUUUUCCGCCGCGGCCCAAUCUGCUGAGGCAGUUCAGGGCGAGGACCACCCGUGGAGGCCGCCAUUUCCCGCUGGGACAGAGAAGGCUCGCGAGAACGUGCGCCGAGCCUCGACGUGGGCGAGCCGCGCUCCCGCGGGGCGCGGGGUCUGAGGCGGGAAGGCUGCUGUGAAGGGAUGUCACUGUUCUCUGCCUAGAGAUGGCUCAGGAUUCUGCAGACCUUGCUGCGGACUAUCAGUUUUGGCUGCAGAAACUUUCUGCUUGGGAACAGGCCUCCUCUAAGGAAACCCAGCAGGACACCUGUCUUCACCUGUCCCAGUUCCAGGAGUUCCUGAAGCAGAUAUAUGAAAUCUUGAAAGAGAUGGAUUCUAACGCAAUCCUGGAAAGGUUCCCCACAAUUGGUCAACUGUUGGCAAAAACUUGUUGGAAUCCUCUCAUCUUAGCAUAUGAUGAAAGCCAAAAAAUUCUGAUAUGGUGCUUAUGUUGUCUGAUGAACAAAGAACCACGAACCUCUGGAGAAUCAGAACUUAACUCCUGGAUCCGCGGUUUGUUAUCUCAUGUACUUUCUGCAUUCAGAUUCGACAUGAAAGAAAUUAGUCUUUUUCCUGAAAGUCUCGGAUAUGAGUCUGUUGAUUACUAUCCUAGUUUGCUUAAAAAUAUGGUUUUGUCAUUAGUGUCUGAGCUCAGAGAGAGUCAUCUUAAUGGAUUGAACACUCAAAGUCGGAUGACUCCUGAGCGCAUGAUGUCCCUAUCACAAGUUUGUGUCCCUCUUGUUACUCUGCCUGAUUUUGAACCCCUUGUGGAGGCUCUACUCACCUACCAUGGACAUGAAUCUCAGGAAGUCCUCUCACCUGAGUUCUUCGAAGCUGUAAAUGAGGCCUUCUUGUCGAAAAAGAUCAUUCUGCCCACGUGCUCUGUGGUCAGCCUCUGGUUUCGGCAUCUCCCCAGUCUUGAAAAAUCAACGCUGCAUCUUUUUGAAAAGCUGUUCUCCAGCAAGAGAAAUUGCCUGAGAGAGAUGGAGUGCUGUAUAAAAGAGUCAUUGCUGCCUCAAGCAGCCUGCCACCCUGCCAUCUUCAGAAUUGUAGAUGAAAUGUUCCGGUUUGUGCUGCUGGAGACUGAUGGAGCCCCAGAAGUACUAGCUGCUCUUCAGGUAUUCAUGUCGUGCUUGAUAGAAGCUCUGGAAAAAGAAAACAAGCAGACAAAGUUUUCCCUCAAGACCUACUUUCCUUAUGGUGCUCCAUCUCUCACUGCAGUGCUGGCCCAGCGCCCUGAAGCUAUCCCACAGAGACAUCGGCUCCAGCCUCUGCUGCACAUUUCCCAACUCCUCAGAGAAGCAGUUGAAGACCAUACUCAUGGGUCCCAGCAAGGUCCCUUCGAGAGCUGGUUUCUGUUCAUUCACUUUGGAGGAUGGGUUGAUCUGGCAGUGGAGCAGUUGCUGAGGCAGGAAGCUGAGCCCCCUGCAGGCCUGCUGUGGCUCUUGGUGUUCUAUUACAGCCCACAGGAUGGGAGUCAGCAGAGAGCGCAGAGCAUGGUAGAGCUGAAGGUAUUGCUCAACCGUCUCCUGAUGCUGCUCAGAAGUGACCCCCUCUCAGCUAUCGAUCUGCAGAAAGCAGCUGAGAGCCCCAGUACAGACCCCAGACCACCUGUAUGUGGACAGCUGGCCAGGCGCCUUCUUCUUAGCCUCUUGCUCUGGACCCCAGAAGGCCAUGCAAUUGCCUGGGAAGCAGUCACCCAUAUGGCCCACACGGAUGCUGUAACCCAUGAGAUUCUUGGCUUUCUUGACCAGACCUUGUACAGAUCAGAUCAUCUUUGUGUUGAAGCCUCAAGAAAACUGGCUGGAGAGCUCCUUCAGGAGCUUUGAUCUCAGGUCUAGCAGGCAGCACAGAAAGUGUGGGCACCUGUCUAGGGAGUCUGUCUGGUAAAGAGACUGUCUGUGGGGCCCAGAACAAGUGAGAAUGGCCUAACACACCUGUGCUAGGCCCAGUUCAGUGAUGUGUGACACCUCCUAUGAACUUGGUCCAUCAGUAUUAUGAAGGGAAAGGCCCAGACCACCUGCUACGCUCCAGUCUUGGGUGAACCCUCAUGUUCACAGUCGGUCAAGAUGACAGCUAGCACUGACCAAUUCACUGACUCUUUAUCCUUCCCACUCUGAUGAAGUUGCCAGCGAUGGGGGGAAGAUGCCCAGGAGCGGGCGACCUGAGCCCUGCAGUGGAUGAGGCUACACCACACAGAUGAGCACCUGCCUCCUUUGCUCCUCAGUGCAGAAAUGUUGCAGUGCAUCCAUUGGAGCAAAGGGAACGGGGUGGCCAGAGAAGGGUACUUCUGCCUCCCCAAACUCCGAGAAGGCCAAAACAAACAAAAAACCCUGCUUCUUGGGUGGCCUAUGUCUUGUAAAACAGUGGAUUUGGGAACUGAAAAUGAGUGAGUCUCUCUCCUCCACUUGCUGUAGAGGGGAACAUUGGGCAUGUCUGUUCUGUUUUCUAGCAAGAAUGUACAUAAGCAGAGAAGGCCACCAAGCUGCAGUCCUCCUGUAGAUUUGCUACACAAACCCUUGUCCCAUGUGCAGAUCAUCUUCAGUACUCAGAACAUCCACCUGAGAGGACAUGGGAUGACUACAGUCACAGUCAUGUAGAGACACCAUGGCUGAAAGUGAAGGGCUCUGGUUGUUCUCUUGUGUCUGUACGUCCUGGGGAAACACUGACCAGCAUAUGCUUGCUUAAUCCCUGUUUCUUACCCACCCCGCUGACGGGCCCACUGCCUUGCCAAACUGCUCCCAGGAGGAUGGGGCAGGACUUUUUAACCUUUUCAUUCUAAAUAAAAACUUGUACUUAAUUUUAUAUUCAAUUAUUUCCCGAGAGUAGAAACCUUCCCCCUCCUACCUGUGGAAGCUUCGGGUCUUAUAGACCUUAGGCCUGGCUUGGAAAAGACUAUGACUUACCUUCAGGACAAGCUGGGGUUCUAUCACCAAGGAAGGGAGAGUAACUAGAAGGCAGAUAGAUGUGUGUGUACUCAAGAGUUGUGUUUCAUGUUUCCUGUAAGCCAAACUUGAUUAUACCCACACUUACCUCAGACAAAGUUGCUGAGUUACUCUCCAUGCUGAAUGGGAAGAACAGAGCACAGCACAGCCAUUCUUUCUCCCUGUGUGUUCAAACAUGUGUCCCUUAGCAGUCAGGAAAGAUGGAAUCAUGUCCACUUUGCACCCCUAUGACUCAGCCCACCCAGGCAGGACCAGUCUGGGCCAACUGUGCCAAGCAUCUUGAGUCAGCUUCCUGGGUGCUCAGUCACUUGACAUGGCAUACCAGGACAUAUCUGAGCUCCAGGCAGCCAGCUCCUUGUAAUGGUGUUUAGCUUCUCAACCUAUUUUCACCUAAUGAUCUGAAGUCCAGGGAAAGAGGAAACCAGGUCUACAGGGGCCUGGGGAGGGGCAGCUGGAACAGCAGGGACUGAGACAGGUCCCAUGACAUGGGGACACAGAUGCUGAGUGGUUGGCAAUGAUCUUCUAGUGCCACGGAAUCCAGAACUACAGUCAGAGGAACUGUGGGAGCCCAUUCUCGGGUUCCUCGUGGCUUUACCCAGCAGGUCCGCAUAGAGGAUGAUUAGACCACGGGCCUGAGUGCAGGUGUCUGAGAUGGUCUGCACUUGGCUGUGCUGGGGGAGGAGGUCUUUAGCUCCACCCCUUGGCGUCUCUAUAAAAACCCUGGGGCAGAGACAGUCGGGGCCCGUUGGAAUAGGUUCCAGGCCCUCUCGAGGCUAUCCUUUAUUUUUUAUCUGUUUAUCUCCGCGAUAUUCUCCACAAUAAAUCCUAUCUAAUAUUUCCUGCUGCUCGCACUCAAGAAAACUCUGGAGAACUGUCAGGGUGGUUGGGUAAAUGCCCCACAGAAUGGCGCCAUGAACAGGGACUAAAGAAAAAAAGGGACUAAAGAAAAAAAGGGACUAAAGAAAAAAAGGGACUAAAGAAAAAAAGGGGGGACUAAAAAAAGGGACUAAAGACAAAGUAACAGGGACUAAAGAUAAAGGAAAAUAGUUUUGUUACAGAGUUUUUGGCGAAAGUGCUGAGUUCAGUCCUGCCAGUGGAUAAGGCAUGCCGGUGUUAUGGAAAAUAUACAUUUUUUUAUAUAUAUUGAGAGGCAGGGGUUUUAGCCUCGAGAGAAAAGGAAAGCGGACUGGAAGGAUGUCCGAUGCUGCAGCGAAAUUCUCUUCUGUCAAAAUUUUCUAUCUUGUAUCCCUUUCUCAAUUUCUAUCUGAAAAAUAUAAGGUAUAGCGUAGUAAUAUAGUUUAGGAAAAACUUAGAAGUGUAAGAUUAUGUAGGAAAAAAUAAGUAAAGCAACUAGACAGAAAAACUCUCCAAUUUUCUAACUUUGGGGGCUAUGAAUGCAAACUGGGAAAAAAAAUCUUUCUUUGGGCUUUACGGGUAGCAAAAAAGCUCUUCUUUGAGCUUAUGGGGAAAAAAAAGUUUCCUAUGGAAGCUUUUGACCUAGGGACAGCUGAAAUGCUAAAUCCAAGCGGCAGGAGGAAAGUGUUUUCUCCCUGAGGCAAAAAUGGGGGUGUAAAAAGCCAAAAAGUUUAAAGUUGGGAAGUUUUGGGAAAAGUUGGUCUUUCUCUUGGGGGAAAAAAUCUUUCUCUUAAACUAAAAGCUUUUCUUGGGAAAUUUUGGGGGAAAAAUCUCUCUAAAAAGCUUUAAUCUUAAAAGCUCUCAAACUUAAAAACUAAAGCCUUUCAGAACUCACUCUCUCAGAAGGACAAAAAUUAGAAUCACCUGAAGAUAUUAGUAUGGGGACCACCUGUGAUUAGCUCUAAGGGAAAACAACAAACCUCUUAAGACAGCAAAACCUAAGUUCUUUCAAGCUUUAAAAAUCUUCCCUGCAAUGCAGGAGGCAGGGACAAGUUCCUAAAAACCUCUUCUAAGCUCUCUCUCUUCAAGCUAGUAAAAGACAGUGGGUCAGAGUACCCUGAGGGAAACGCUUGGGAGAGUGUGGGUAAAGAGCUACAGAGAGCCCAAAAGGGCAGGAAACUUUACCUAAGAAAAGAAAAAAAUCCAAGCUUUUCAGUUAUGCCCAGCUGAGGCAGCAAGGGUUUUGUUUGAGUGAGCAUUUCAGAAUAAAAAGGUGCUCCUAAUCGUCCUAAUGCAAAGAUCCCCUGAAGCAAUGCAAACUGUUAGCAUUGUAUCCUCGAUUCUCACCAAAAACCCAGAGGCGACUGGCCAGCUGGCCAGCGUCUCUGAGUUGGAGUGCAUUUCGGGGAUACUAGGGCUCCUGCAGUUGCAAACUUCCUGGAGCACAGAGCUGAGGCAGGAAGGUGCAGGACCCAGGGGAAGAUUGCUAAUGAACAAACAAAACUAAAGCCAGUGGGAACAGCACAGUUGCCCGCUUUCCUACAAGUCCCGGCUUGAUAGGUCCAGAGCUGCAAAAAGAAAUCUGAGAAAAAAAGCUUUCCUAUCAGAGUAAGGGCCUUUCUGGGAAAGUAGUAAAGCUGAACUGUGUCUAAAGCAGUCGUGCUGCUGAGUCAGAACGCUGUCUGGGGAAAGAGCCCAGCCAGGGCAGAACAGAACUAUCCAGGAGUAAAGCUUGCUUUUCUGUCGGAGAGAGCAUCUCUUUGAGAAAAGCUUUGUUUCAACUGACUCCCUGAGAUGAGGGAGUGUAGCCCUAAGGGGUGAUUGCCUCUGGCAUAAGCUCUGUCCUUGAGCACCCAGACAAGCAAAUGCAACCCACUGGGGGACUGGGCCAGGUGAAGGCCUGAUGAGGCAAAAAAACUGUUCUAAUGGGAGUUUAGAAAUGGCAAAAACCUUCCUUGUUAGAUUUUCAGUCUGUAUGCAAACCACACAGACUUGGAAAACAGACAAAAAGCCCCUACCUUCAGGAGCAGGGAAAGCCGCCACUGUAGUGUCGGAAACUGUUUCUGGGGUAGAGGGGAUAAACUGAGACCAAACUGGAUACUGUCAGGGAGAAAGACUCUGAAGAAAGAGAAGGGACAUAUUCCUCCCCAGAAAAUACAUGACCUGUGAAAAGCUGCUAGAAUUUGAGGCGGAUUCGGAGGGAGAAAAAAAGCCCCUACCUCCAAAGGCAGCUAGCAGAGGUACAGAGCCGCAGACAGAUACCUGAAGCUCUGCAUCUGGGGGGGGGGG
This is a messenger RNA of Peromyscus californicus insignis, 6228 nucleotides long. It is a transcript of the gene Fancc, whose product is annotated as FA complementation group C. The transcript has 15 exons. Bases 307 to 1968 code for a protein of 553 amino acids. Gene Ontology annotation, biological process: interstrand cross-link repair; nucleotide-excision repair; cellular response to oxidative stress. Gene Ontology annotation, cellular component: Fanconi anaemia nuclear complex. NCBI's taxonomy places the organism in Eukaryota, Metazoa, Chordata, Mammalia, Rodentia, Cricetidae. The record is from RefSeq and is a predicted model, not a curated record.